UUUCCACGUCAAGUGUUGGGUUUUGAUCAAUUAAAGCAUUAGCUUGUCAUGAAUAUAAUUAGCCUUUUUUUAGGGAUAUAAAUAUAAAUGAUCUUCUCAAUUAAAUUUAGUUGAUAAAAAAGUUUCUUGUGUGAGUUAUAUCGCCAUGGCUUCAAUACCUUACAACUUAUUAGUUAUCUCUGGUGUAUCUGGACGUUAUCCUGAGGCUCAAUCUUUGGAACAAUUUUGGUUCAACCUAUUGAAUGGUGUUGAUGGUGGUACAAUAGAUAAUAGAAGAUGGCCAACUUCACUGCUAAAUGUACCUAAAAGGUUAGCCAAAGUUCCGAAUAUUGGCCUUUUUGAUGCAGAAUUUUUCAAAAUACCUACAGAAUCUGUUUCAAUCAUUUUACCAGCAAUUCGUGUUAUGCAUGAGGCUAUACACGAAAUGUUUAUUGAUGCUGGUUUCACCCCCGAUAGCUGGCGUGGUACGAAUACUGGUCUUUUUUCUGGUGUAAGUGAGAGUCACAGACCACAAUUUGAAGGAGUUCCUCUUGGUUUGAAUCAUCCUGAAAGCGUCAAUUGGUUACAUUAUGUGUUUGAUCUGAAAGGUCCAGCCAUCAACGUGGACACUGCAUGUGCUGCCGCUGCUUCAGCUUUCGAUAUUGCAGCGAGAAGCAUAUUGUUUGGUGAUUGUGAUCAAGCGAUUGUUCUUGCUCAUAAUCAUUGUCUUGUGCCAUUUGUCUCUCAUUGUUUCAGAUCAUUUGGAAUGACAAGUAUUGAUGGUAAGUCCAAAUGUUUAGAUACUAAUGCUAAUGGUUAUCUUAGAUCUGAAAGUAUUGUUGCGAUUUUAAUUCAACGUAAAUCUGAUGCCAAGAGAGUUUACGGCUCUCUAAUAAAUAUCGCUGUGAACAAUGAUGGAUUCACCAAAGAAGGAAUUACUUUUCCACGACUCGAAGGUCAGAUAGAUGUUCUUAAACGAUUAUUUAAAGAUGUGCAUUUAGAUCCAGUGGAUAUCGAUUAUGUUGAAGCGCAUGUAACGGGAACUGCAGUUGGAGAUCCAAUUGAAUGUAAGGCAUUGAUGGAAACAAUGAGACCCAAUUCAGAUAAACCUCUUCUUGUUGGUUGCCUCAAAUCAAAUAUUGGUCAUUCUGAAGGUUCUUCCGUUUUGAAUGCGAUCUCAAAAGUCGUUAAGAUUUUCCAAACUGGUGUAAUUCCUGCUAAUUUACAUUUCAAUGACCCAAAUCCAAAUAUCGAUGGGCUGAUUGCAGGUGUUAUAAAACCCAUUCUUGAAAAUACAAGAUUCGAUGGAGAUCAUAUUAUGAUAAAUUCGUUUGGGUUUGGUGGUGUCAACACUACCUUCAUUUUGCAAGCAAAUUCUAAAAGAAUCGAAAAGACUGAUCUAAUUUUAAGUUCCAAUAAAGUACCACGUUUAGUCAAUUUUUGCAAUCGAACUUAUGAAGGCUUGGAAACUAUUGUUAAUUUUAUUGAGGAGCAAAAAGGAUCGUUAACAAAAUACACGUUGGCACUUUUGGAUAACAUGAGUAAGAUCAAACCAUCAACAGGGUUUGAUCAUCGUGGAUAUUUAUUGUUGGAUCAUGAACAAACAAUCAUUCAUCAAACAUUGAAACAAAAUGUUUCAACUGAUGAAGUUUUUCCUUGGUUGGUAUUCACUCCAAUGUUUAAUGUCUCCUCACAAUCAUUUGUUCAACUGUUGGAAGCUCCUCUAAUUUAUUCAAGAAUAAGAUCUAUGCAAACCGAUCGCUUGAACUCAUUAGGAAUUGAUGUUAUCAAGAUUAUCCAAUCUAAUCAACAGGAUUUAAUUUCCUUUUUAAUUUCGUCAAUUGCGAUUCAAAUCGCUCUUUGUGAUUUACUAACUAAAUGUUUGGAAAUUAAACCGAAAGGUAUAAUUGGUCAUUCGAUUGGUUCAAUUGCUGCUUCUUAUGCUGAUGGAUGUAUAACUGAUGAAGAUGCUCUGUUAAUCGGUUAUCAUAUCGGUGUCGCUUGUAAACAAUUUAAAGGAAAAGGAGCAAUGGCUUAUGUUAAUUUAUCAUGGAAACAAAUUGAAGAGAUGAAAUUUGGUUGUAUCGAAUUAGCUUCAACUGAGUCAGGGGAUUGGACGUUGAUCACUGGUAUCAUAGAUGAAGUUAAACAGUUCAUCUCAAAAAUCGGACCUAAUAUCAAGACAAAUAUAAUUGAUACUAAAGGGAUUCCUUUUAAUUCAUCUCUCCUUGACGAAGUAUCAAAACCGCUUGAACCAGUAAUCAAUAAAUUUCUCAGACCAUUGAAGAUAAAUUCAAGAUUAACGACUAACUUUUGUGAAAACUUUAUCAAUUCUGAUCAAGAGCAUAUCAUUGAUGGACAUUUUUUCGUUUCCUGUAUCACAGAAUCAUGUAGUUUUAAUGAAAUAAUAGAAAAGACUGAUUCGAACUCUGUGUUAUUAGAAAUUGUUGCAAGUGUUGAGACGAGACAAUCAUCAAUAUUCUUAAUAAAUGAUCAAAAGACGUUGAAUAUUAGCAGCUAUUACAUGUAUAACCAAUCGAUUGUGCAUCUUUAUAAAAUGAUUGGUCAAAUUUAUCUUCGUGGUCUUAAUCCAAUGGUUACAAAUCUUUAUGAUCAAAUUGAAUAUCCAGUCCCAAGAGAAACUCAACACAUUGGUCAUCUGAUUAAAUGGAAGCAUGAAAAGGAAUGGUUUGAUGCUAAAUACAACAAGAUUUCUAAACAAGAAACUGAAUUUUCCAAAAUAAUUGAUCUUCACGACCCUUCCUGGUCAUUUCUUACUGGUCAUCAGAUGGAUGGAAUUUUGUUCCCAGCAACAGGCUAUCUUUAUGUCGCUUGGCAAAUGUUCAGAUUCUUCGAGCGACACAAUUCAUCAACCACAGGUCAAAUAAAAUUUGUUAUGAAAAUUAAUGAAAAUCUUGGAACUUUUCUCAUCUACGUAAAUGAGAGUAAAAAUGUUUGUUUAACUGGAAAAUACCAUCUUGUUGAUAAACCGACAAUAAACUUGCUGCCUGUUGAUUUUAAGAAUAUCAAAGAAAGUUCAGAUAUUAUACUUCAAAAGAAGGAUAUUUACAAGGAAUUUAGAAUUCGUGGUUAUGAUUAUUCAGGAUCAUUCCAAGGUGUAGAAGAAGCUUUUGAUAAUGGAAGGUGGGGGGUGGUCAAAGACACUGGACAUUGGAUUAGCUUUUCUGAUGCUUGUUUACAGAUUUCACUAUUGUCUUCGGAAUCUAGCAAGCUGACUGUUCCUGUUUACAUUGAUUAUGUUUACAUUUUUCCACCAGAAACAUUCAGUGCCUUUAACGAUGAAACUUUCAAAUCAUCUUCUAUUAAUAUUAACAAACUUAGGUUUUACUACAAUCCAGAUGUGGGAAUAGGACUCACGAACGGGUUUAUUCUUAAAGGAUUAGAAGACGAAGAGAUCAAAAGAAAGAUCAAUACUGUGAACCACCAAAUACGAAACCAUAAUCUAAUCCCAUUUAAUUCGUAUCAUAAGCUUAGCAAUGAAAAAGCAAUGAGACAACAAGAGUACAGUUUCCAAUGCAUGAAAUUGAUUGAGAAUAUCGAGAGAUUGAAAUCAAAACAACUUAAUCCAAUAGAUUGUAAUAAUCUUAAGCCUGAUAUCAAUGAAAAUGGGAAUUCUGAUAGAGCUUUUAGACGAAUUUUGAACCAGAUUUUAGAAUUGGAGAUACAACAAUACAAAAUUCCAAUGGAUGGUGUAGAUUUCAACUCGAAUUUAGAUAAUGUUCUCAACCAAUAUCAUGAUGCUCUGUACCAAGAUUUUUUCUUUUAUGAGCCAGAAAAAGUUUUACUUGAACAAACUCUGAGCAUUGCAAGAUACAAUUUAAUCAAGAAAAAAAUAUCAAUUGCAUUUUGUAAUUUCAGUCAAAAACUAUUUGAAAACGAGGUUAAUAGCAUUUUUAAUUAUUAUGGAAUAAUUACUACUAAUCAUUUUAUAAAGAGUGAUUUUAGUUCCAUUUCAGUUUAUAUUCAGAAUCGAAAAACCGAAAACGGUUCAGAAUCAAAUCUAUACGAUUUUGUUUUUAUUCGUGACAAGUCAGCUCUUCUCAUGUACAAAGAUACCGAACCUGAAGUAAAAUGCAAUCAAUACGAGCCAUUAUUGAAGAAUCUCUUUGAUUCACUGAAAGAAGGUGGAUUUUGUCAAAUUAUGACGAGAACUAAAUUAAGACCAGUCGAACAAGAAUGUAUAGCAACCGAUGCUGGACUCACGUGGAUUUGUCACAAGGAGAUGAUCGAUGAAGGAUAUUGUUCAGUUCUACUGAGACGUCCAUUCGCACCUAAUCCAGAUCAACAGGUAACAUUUAUCAGAGUCAAACUUGAUAGCAAUUAUGAUUGGAUUGAUAAGAUAAAAGAAUUGUCUAAAGAUAAGAAUCAUAAAAUCUGGUUAACUGGAGGUGGUUAUGAUAAUGGGAUAGUUGGACUCACUAUGUCUCUGGUUAAAGAUCCUCAAUACAAUUUGAGAUGUUAUUAUGAUCCAAGAAAAAGAGAUGAUGAAGAGAUAAUUGUCCCUGAUGAAGUGAUGCAAAGAGAUUUGUUAGUAAAUGAAGUUGAUGAUAACGGAGAAAUUGGAUUGUAUAAAAGUGAACUUGCCAAUCUUGAUGAUUUACAAAUAGGAACAACGUCAUGUUAUGCUGAUAUUAAAACAAAGGUGAUCUCAAGUUUACGUUGGUUCCAAUCACAUCAUAGUAAUUGGACUUAUAUUCCUAAAGACAAGCUCAUUGAAGAUCGUGAAAAGAUAACUAUCUAUUAUGGGUCUUUGAAUUUCAGGGAUGUUCUAAUUGUCACAGGAAGAAUUACUACAAAAUUUGACAACCGCGAGCUACAAGCUGGCCCGCUAAUUGGAACCGAGUUUUCUGGGGUAGAUUCAUUAGGUAAUCGAAUCAUGGGGAUGUGUGAAGCUGGAGGAAUUGGAACAUCUCUUUGCACUAAAACUUAUUUAACAAAGAUUCCAGUUCCUGAACACUGGACAUUAGCCGAAGCUGCUACAGUUCCUGUUGUCUAUCUAACAGCUUAUUAUGGUUUAAUUUCUCGGGGAAAUUUACAAUCUGGUGAAAGUGUUUUAAUUCAUGCAGGUUCAGGAGGAGUUGGUCAAGCAGCUAUUUCGAUCUGUCUAUCAAGAGGUUGUCAAGUAUUUACUACAGUUGGAACACAAGAGAAAAAGGACUUCAUUAAGAAACGUUUCCCUUCAAUCGAUGAUGAUCAUAUUGGUGACUCUCGAUCAACAUCAUUUGAAGAUAUGAUUAUGAAGAUGACCGAUGGUAGAGGUGUUGAUUUAGUUUUAAACUCACUUUCUGAUGAUAAACUAAAAGCUUCAAUCAGAUGCUUAUCAGAUUUCGGUCGCUUCAUCGAAAUUGGCAAAUAUGAUAUGAUCCAAAAUAAUCAAAUUGAUUCACAAUUCAUAGAUUUCAACAAAACUUUUCAUGCUUGUUGCUUGAUGUUUCUACAAGAUGAUGUGUUCGUCAAGAUGAUUCCUGAUCGGAUAAAAGUUUGGAAUGGUCUCAUUGAGAUGUUGAAAGAAGGAAUCGAAUCAGGUGAGGUUGUGCCUCUUCCAACAACGAUAUUCCAAAUGAAUCAGCUUGAAGAGUCGUUUCGGUUUAUGGCAACAGGGAAACAUAUUGGUAAAGUUUUGAUUCAAAUGAGAGAUGAAAAUGAAGAUCCAAAUAAAGUUAAACUUUAUCGUUCAAUUGGUCAAACAUUUUUCAAUCUUGAAAAAAGUUACAUAAUAACUGGUGGACUUGGAGGAUUAGGACUCGAAAUUGCCUAUUGGAUGGUAUCAAGAGGAGCGACUAAUCUAACUCUUACUUCACGUUCUGGAAUCAAGACAAAAUACCAAGAGUAUAUUUUAGAAAGAAUGAGAAACAAUCGUUACUCUCGGAUGAAUAUUAUCGUCUCAAAUGAAGAUUGUUAUACAUAUGAAUCAACUGAGAGGCUAAUUAAUCAAGCACAAGAAUUAGGCCAAAUCGGUGGAGUAUUUCAUCUUUCAGUUGUUCUAAAAGACGGACUUUUUGAGAAGCAAACAGCUGAAACAUUUGAUGAAGCUGCCAAACCAAAAGCGAUCGCUUGUCGUUAUUUAGAUCAACUAACUCGAUCUCUACCCUACGAUAUUGAUUACUUCGUAUGCUUUUCUUCAAUAGCAGUUGAGCUCGGAAGUAUUGCCCAGACAAAUUAUUGUUUCGGUAAUACAGCGAUGGAAAAUAUUUGUAAGAGAAGAAGAUUAGAUGGAUUACAUGGUUUGGCUAUUCGAUGGGGAGCAGUUGGGGAUGUUGGUAUAAUUACAGAGAUGAAUUCACCAUCCAAUGAGAUGUUGAGAUCCCUUGCUCCGAUGCGUUUGAAUUUAGUAUUGGACUCACUUGACAAAACUUUAUGUUCCUUUGGUAAUAAUCAUCUUAUCACCAUAGUUUCCUUGCCUGAUAACAAAAGUGCAUCAUCAAUAGGGAAUAAUUACUCAUUGAAACAGAAAAUUUUUCAUAUCCUUAGUGUUAAAGAUGCAACUAAAGUUGACCCACAAUCAACUUUAUCUGAACUUGGUCUUGAUUCAUUGAUGGCAGUUGAAAUCAAACAAGCUCUGGACACUGAUUACGAUUAUUCAAUGACAACCAAUGAAAUUCGAGAAUUGAAAGUUGGUGAAUUAGAUGAACUUGAAAAGAAAUUAAAAAAAUCAGAGAAGAAAAAAAUCAAAUCUGCUCAUUCAUUAACUGGAUACAGAAAUAUUUUCCAUAUUUAUACGCAAUUGUUUGUCCCAUUGAAUCAAAGUGAAUUUGGAUCAUCAUACUUUUAUUUCCCUACUCAAUCAGGUCAAUUCCGUGCCGUUAUUCCAAUAUUUGAAUCAUUCUCAAAACCAGUGAUCGGCAUCAGUUGGACCAAAGACUGUCAGAAUCUCGAAUCAAUGGAUGAAGUUGUUAACUUUUAUGUAGAUUCACUUACAACCAAAUAUCCAAAUGAGAAAACAUUUAAUCUCAUUGGUUACUCACUUGGUGGAGUGAUUGCCUUAAAAGUGGCCAUUGGCUUACAAAAGAAAUUGAGUCAAAAUUCGGUUAGAAAUCUCAUCAUGAUGGAUUCAGCGCCCGAGAUAGUUUACAACAAAAUGAGAAACGCUUCUAAAGAAUAUGAAGGAAAAGAUGAAAGCACCAUUUUA
This is a messenger RNA of Panonychus citri (citrus red mite), 7129 nucleotides long. RefSeq names its product fatty acid synthase-like. The record is from RefSeq and is a predicted model, not a curated record. The annotation marks the transcript as partial. The transcript has 6 exons. Gene Ontology annotation, molecular function: 3-oxoacyl-[acyl-carrier-protein] synthase activity; fatty acid synthase activity; phosphopantetheine binding. Gene Ontology annotation, biological process: fatty acid biosynthetic process. NCBI's taxonomy places the organism in Eukaryota, Metazoa, Arthropoda, Arachnida, Trombidiformes, Tetranychidae.